CCACCGCCUUCUAUUUGUCCCCGCCCGCCGACUGCUGCAGGACACAACCCUGCCCCUGAGGAGAUGAAGAAUUUCCCCUAAAUAUAAUAAUGGGCCGCAAGCGAUUUAUUGCUUUGACGUGUUAACAUAACGCUAUUUUAAACAUCAACUAUGAAUCAUGCAUUUGAUAUUUCUCUCAAAUCUGCUUGUGAGCAUCCUUGUUUCCUGGCUCCAUCUGUCCAUAGCGUCAGCGUCACUUGGAGUUGAGAAUGAGGUUGCCAGGGACGCAGUGUCAUUGUUGCUGGAGCAGGAGGCUGCUGUAGCAGCAGCGGGAGCCUGGGAGAACACUACCCACGCCGCAGCAGAGCAUGUGAUCACCUACCCCUCCCGCCUAAUCUACUACCUGAAUGAGAACUCAGAGAGCACCUACCAUGACCUGGACACUCGCACCAGGAGUCAAGUUAGCGAGAGUCCGGUGGUCCACCUUGCUCAAGCCAGUUUUCAGUUAGAGGCCUUUGGUUCCAGAUUUGUGCUGGACUUAUCUUUAAACAAUGAUCUAUUGUCCUCAGAUUAUGUGGAGAUCCAUGUUGGAGAGGGCAAACCCGUCCAUUCAAAGGGUGGAGAGCACUGUUACUACCAUGGUCAAAUUCGAGGAAUCAAUGACUCACUUGCCGCCCUGUCAACCUGCAACGGGCUGCAUGGAAUGUUUGAUGAUGGAGUCUAUGUGUAUCUAAUUGAGCCCCUGGAACAGACUCACUCUAUUAAUAGUGCUGCACGGCCCCACACCCUCCGCAGAGCCGCCUCCCUCAGCAGCCGCCAGGACCUGGAGGACGCAGCAGGAGGGGAGGAGCUGCUCUCGGAGUUAGAUGACAUGUCUUGGCUGAAGCGCAGGAAAAAGCGAGCUAUGCCACGUAAUGUGUUUGAAGAGAUGAAGUACUUGGAGAUCAUGAUCGUCAGUGAUCACAACAUGUUUAAACGGCACAAGAACUUGCAGCACACCAAGAACUUUGCCAAGUCUGUGGUCAAUUUUGUGGAUGCUAUCUUCAAAGAGCAGCUUCGCACUCGUGUGGUUCUGAUGGCCAUGGAGGUCUGGAUGGACAAGGACCAGAUCCCCAUCAGUGUGAUUCCGCUGGACAUGCUGAGGGACUUCUCCAAGUACCGGCAGCAGCACAUCAAGCAGCGUGCCGACGCCGUGCACCUCUUCUCCAAUGUGACAUUCCACUACCGCAGGAGCAGUGUGGGCUACUUUGGGGGCAUGUGCUCUGUGAGCCGAGGAGUUGGGGUCAAUGAGUACGGCGCGACGUGGACCAUGGCUACAUCGCUGUCUCAGAGCCUGGCUCAGAACCUGGGCAUUCAGUGGGAUCCAGAAAAGCGAAAGGAGUGUGGCUGCCUAGAUACCUGGGUGGGAUGCAUCAUGGAAGACACGGGGAUACAGCACCCCCGUAAGUUCUCCAAAUGUAGUAUCACCGACUAUAAGGAGUUCUUGCUGAAGGGCGGGGGUUCCUGUCUCUUCAACAGGCCCAAUAAGCUCUUUGAGCCAACUGAGUGCGGGAAUGGCUAUGUGGAGGUCGGAGAGGAGUGUGACUGUGGCGUCAAAGGGGAUUGCCUUAAGGAGUGCUGUAAGAAAUGCUCACUGUCCAAUGGUGCUCACUGCAGUGACGGCCCCUGCUGCAACAAUUCCUGUCUGUUCUACCGCCGAGGCUUUAGCUGUCGCUACGCGGUGAACGACUGUGACAUUUCCGAGACAUGCUCAGGAGACUCCGGACAGUGCCCACCAAAUCUUCAUAAACAAGAUGGCUACUUCUGUCAUCUCAACCAGGGACGCUGCUUUGGUGGAGAAUGCAAGACUCGAGAAAGCCAAUGCAAAUACGUGUGGGGCUUUGCGGCCGGGGGCUCGGAGAAGUUCUGCUACGAGAAGCUGAACACCGAAGGCACAGAGAAAGGCAACUGCGGAAAGGACGGAGAGAAGUGGCUCCCAUGUAGCAAGCAUGAUGUGUUUUGUGGCUAUCUGCUGUGCACCAACACUGGCCGCACCCCACGGAUUGGAAUGAUGAAAGGUGAAAUCACCCCAACUAGCUUCACCCACCACGGCCAAACAAUGGACUGCAGUGGGGGCCAUGUGCUUCUGGACGACGAUACUGACCUAGGCUAUGUGCAGGACGGCACGCCCUGUGGUCCGUCCAUGAUGUGCCUUGACCGCAAGUGUCUGCCCAUUCAGUCCCUCAACCUGAGUGCCUGCCCCAGCCCAAAUGGCCACGUGUGUUCAGCCCAUGGGGUUUGCAAUAAUGAAGGCACAUGCAGCUGUGACACCACCUGGGCAGGGACUGACUGUAGCAUGCCCGACCCACCAAAGGAACCAGCUCCCUCUGAGGACGAAGGACCCAAGGGUCCUAGCGCCACCAAUCUUAUAAUAGGCUCCAUCGCUGGAGCCAUCCUGGUGGCUGCCAUCGUGCUGGGGGGCACUGGAUGGGGCUUUAAGAGUGUGAAAAAGCGACGAGGGUACGACCCCAACGCUGGCGGCAUCUAGAGCAGGACCAGCGAAGCGGACAAUGUUCCCAGGCUUCAUCAGUAGUCUUCAGUUCCUCUUGCUGCUGCUGCUCUUCAACCUUAGUUUUACUUGAACUGUAGAGGAUUAUCCAAUAGAGGACACUUUUAAAACUCCCAUUCUAGUAGAAACGCAGCUUCUCUGAUCUGACCUGCUCUGGCCUAACCUUCCAUCUCAAUCUCUUAUAGUUCCAUCCAGGACCGCAGCCCAAAACGCACUCCAUUCUCUCAUCAGGCAUGACCUCCUGUACAGAGCGCUUGCUAGCCUUGGCAUGAAGGGUCCUCACUAAAGGAUUCUGCAUGGCUAAGAAAGCUAUCGAUAUUCAGCAAACAAAAAAUAAUAAAUACAUUUCUAUAGUUAAAA
Messenger RNA from Alosa alosa (allis shad), 2887 nucleotides. RefSeq names its product disintegrin and metalloproteinase domain-containing protein 23 (gene adam23b). Bases 158 to 2506 code for a protein of 782 amino acids. Lineage: Eukaryota; Metazoa; Chordata; Actinopteri; Clupeiformes; Clupeidae. The transcript is spliced from 26 exons. Gene Ontology annotation, molecular function: metalloendopeptidase activity. Gene Ontology annotation, biological process: proteolysis. Gene Ontology annotation, cellular component: presynaptic membrane. The record is from RefSeq and is a predicted model, not a curated record.